AUGAAAAAUAAUUGGAAUGACGAUGUGGCAAAACAACGAAAACGUGGUUUUAAUUUACCACCCGACGAUUAUGUGUAUGGAAUUAAAUCUUUUCCUGCUUCAGUUGAAGUGGAUGGCGUAGCAGCUGCUCUCAAACAAUAUUGUACGUUUGAACAAUGCAAUGAAUUUAUACCCAAAAAACUUAUUGUUCGAGAUUUUAUCGCAAUGAAUAAAGCAACCGCCAAACUUGGUCUAACAAAAACAAAGGAUGUUGAUCAUUUUAGAGCAUUACAUGAUAUCAAAAAAGAGAUUUGUUUCUAUAAUUGUACACGUACAAAGAAGAAAUCAAUUCCAUCGGAAAUUGUACAUGGUAUAGCGACUAGAACAGCGCCACCGAUUCGUGAUUUAAUUCAGAACAAAUAUCUUCACAAUUGGUUACAUCAGAAUUCUAUACGCCGAUGUAAAGAACUACUAAAAUGUGAGAAUGCAAAAAAUGUUUCAAGAACCGUUUAUUUGACCAAAGCGUCUUUACUAAGACAACAUCGUCCAAAAAUUGAUUCCAAACUUUCCUGGAAAAUUCCGUAUUUUGAGAAGGUUAGUGGUAUUUAUUGUACAAAUAAAUGA
Molecule: messenger RNA, 603 nt
Organism: Didymodactylos carnosus
Lineage: Eukaryota; Metazoa; Rotifera; Eurotatoria; Philodinida; Philodinidae
Source: the annotation of a GenBank genome assembly